This is a messenger RNA of Oncorhynchus kisutch (coho salmon), 4193 nucleotides long. Its product is annotated as tyrosine-protein phosphatase non-receptor type 13. The coding region runs from base 606 to 3245 and encodes 879 amino acids. Lineage: Eukaryota; Metazoa; Chordata; Actinopteri; Salmoniformes; Salmonidae. Gene Ontology annotation, molecular function: protein tyrosine phosphatase activity; protein binding. Gene Ontology annotation, biological process: protein dephosphorylation. The transcript has 21 exons. The record is from RefSeq and is a predicted model, not a curated record.
UUGACCUCUCAUCCACAGAGGGUCUUGUUCCUGCUCAGUGGGACUCUGUCUGAGGUCCACCUGACUCUCUGCAGACCUGUUCCUGGAGUACCGUCUCAACUGGACGCUGACACACUGGUUCCAUUUCCAUCUCCUACCAGUGGGGUGAGGUCCAAGUCUCUAGACAUCAGGCUGGGAGAAGACUACAGCCAGCUGCUCAAGCUACAGUCACACCAGAUUCACCAGAACCAUCAGUACAACAAGGAGAACCAGGCCCAGAAGGGGCCCAUGAAGUCAUCAUAUGCCCAGGAACAAGCCUCCGGUCAAGAGAGUCAGGACAGCGACAUGAAAGCAGCUGAGAAACAGCCAUCCUCACUCUCUCCCACCCCUCCCUCACCCCCCUCCCCGAUUUCCCUCGCCAGCAGAAGUGACCCAGCAGACCAUGAAGAGUUGUCUGUUGUGGACGAGGAAGUUUCCAAAGAAAUUUGCUUGGCAUCUGGUGGGUCCAAGACCAGCGUUAGUCCCAUGUACACCAGCCUGCACCCCUCCCAUGCACAUGUACUAGCUGGAGACAGGAGACAGAAGGGGAGGAGGAUGAAAAUGAUGAUGAGGAUCCCAGAAAGGGUAUGAUGAAGGAGUUUGAAAUGUGUGUUGUUCUGACCAAGUUGUGGCGUGGAAGUUUUGGGUUCACCAUCACACGCAGCAAACUGGAUGCCUGCUACUACAUCCAGGACAUACUGGACAACCCUGCUAAGACUGACGGACGGCUCAGACCAGGGGACAGACUAGUCACGGUCAACGGCCAGGAUGUGACAAACGUGACAGAUGAGGUUGCCAUGUCGAUCCUGAGGUCAUCUCCUAGGAGGCUGAGUAUGACUCUGGGGAGGGCAGUGACCAACCUGAUAGCUCCACCUUCUCCAGACAACCUGCAAGACAUCAUUCUACACAAGACACCUACUGGACAGCUUGGUAUAAAGCUGACAGGUGGUAUAGGCAGCAAGAGGCAGGGGAUCUACUGUCUGGAGGUGGUUCCUGGUUCACCUGCCUGUGAGGAAGGCAGCGUCCAACCAAACGACAGGAUCCUGUACAUCUGUGGCCGAUGCACCAUGGGAAUGACUUUGGAGGAUGCUGUCAAGGCCUGCGAGAACGCUCCACGCAAAGUGAAACUCAAGGCCACCAGAGAUGAUCAGCCUGUGACGCCCAAAGCCAAGAGGAAUGGUCUCAGUGACCUGAGAGAGUGGAAGAAGGAGAAGGAAUGGAAGUAUUUCACUCAUUUUGAGGUACCUGUCUCUCCUGAGCCAGAGACACCUACUGAGCAGGCUAAAGCCGUGACCGAGACCACUGGGAAAUUCAGAUCACGUCUCUCUGUCACCUCAGGUCAAGAUAGCUGUAUCUUGCAGAUAGAUGUCUGUAAGCCAGAGGGAGGGUGGCUGGGCUUUGCUCUGAUUGGAGGAUGCAAUGGGAGCGUGCUCAGAGUGAAGAAGAUCUGCACUGGAGGCGUGGCCCACCAAGACGGGCGGCUCAGAGUGGGAGACAUACUGCUCGAGGUGAAUGGGAUAAUAGUAUCAGGUCUGAGCCACAGUAAGGUGGUGGAUAUCCUCCGUAAGGUAAAGGGAAACGUCCAGCUCAACAUCUGUAGAGACAUCAUACGACGGGCCAAUACAACACCCUGCACUGAUGGUUUCUUCUAUAUGGCCUCUUGCCCUAGAGACAACAUGGCCGCCUGCCCUGGGUCAAAUACGGCCUCCUGUCCUGGAUCAGGAUCCAAUAUGGCCUCUUGUCUUGGAUCAAAUAUUUGCCCUUGUCCUGGAUCAAAUAUGAUGACCUGCCAAGGAGUCAACAUGGGGGAUAAAGCAGAGCUAGUCUCUAAACCUGCUGCCUGCUCCUUACCUGAUGUCAAGCAGGAGGACCUUCCCCCUGAGUUGACUUCAGAUCCAGUACCUUAUGUAGAGGAGGAUGCCCCCCUUUCUCCCCCCCACCUCUCUCCUACCCAUCAUCCCACAAACCGCCUGCAGGCCCUGACAGAAGGCAUGGCUGGACAGGAGAGCUGUACCAGUAUACCCUCUCAUCCGGCUUGUUGCCUGUCUAGCAAGAGUGUGGCUAACUUGCUGCAUGAAGCCUCUGACAGGAACCAAAUCUCUGUGACGACAUUGGGCGAACCCAUCACGGGCAGCAAGAACAGCCAAUCAGAUGGCUGGAGCAGCGUGGAUGAGGAUGAUGGGGCGUUUGAAGCUAAUGGUCAGGAGACGAUGUCACCUUCCUCAGGCCCACCUAUAGUUUCAGAAGAAGAGUUGGCCAGCCUAGCCAUGAUCAGUCCAGCUAAAACCAGUCAAUACUCUGGGCCCAGAGUGAAAGCCCUGAUACAGAUACUACAACAUCAACUAGACCAGCAAGAACUGGUCCGAGAGUUCAUGGCCUUGGAGCAUCUACAGCCAUUUGAUAACUGUCUGGUGGGGAAAGCUCCUGAGAACCGGGAGAAGAACCUCUACCGGGACAUCCUGCCCUAUGAUAAGGCGCGUGUUCUAGUGGGUGAUAACCAGGACUAUAUUAACGCCAGUUAUAUCCGUAUGGAGGUUGGCAGUGAGGAGUUAUUCUAUAUCUCCUGCCAGGGUCCUCUGCCCUCCACCGUGCCUGACUUCUGGCAGAUGGUCUGGGAGAACAGGUCUGAUGUGAUAGCCAUGAUGACCCAGGAUGUGGAGAGAGGCAGGGUGAAGUGUCACCGCUACUGGCCAAAGAAGGUUAGCUGUCCCCUGGACACGGGACGCUUCCUUCUCAGCCUGGAGAACCAGCAGAUCCAGGAAUACUUCCACAUCAAGAUCAUCCGCAUGGUGGAGAAAGAGUCUGGUAAGACCCACUUUGUCCGUCACCUGAAGUUUACCCGUUGGCCUGAUCACGGUGUGCCGCAGUGUUCAGAGCAGCUGGUCAGGUUUAUCCGUUACCUCCGAGCGGUCCACCAUAAAGGACCUGUCACUGUACACUGUAGUGCUGGAAUAGGACAAACAGGAGUACUGAUCUGCACCGAUGUCAUACUGAGUCUCAUAGAAUACGAUCUCCCGAUCAAGGUCAGUAGCAUUGUUAGGGAGAUGAGACUGCAGCGAUAUGGCAUGCUUCAGACCAAGGAACAGUACCUGUUCUGCUACAAGGUAUGGUUGGAGGUUCUACAGGGCAUCCUGCAGCUGCAUGGUAACCGAUGGUAUCCUGAGAGCCCCCGCAAAUUGCAACCCGAGAGCCCCCCGCAAACUUAUGGGCCCUCACAAACACAGUAACCGAUGGCAACCCGAGGACCCCCAUGAAGAUAACCAAUUUGUUUAACCAGUUACUUCCCCCCUUCCCAAAGAAGAUACCUUAUCAAUGAAGAUGUGUAAUAUUUGAAUAGUUGACUGUGUAAGUAAUACAUUUGUUAGCAGUUGAUUUUGUUAUGAGCACUGGAAGUAUGUGUUUUAGACAACUACUUUAUUUGUUGUCAUGCCUAACAUGACUAUUAACAGUUGGCUAUAGCACAUAUAGAUGGAAGACCAGGCUAUGUUUCUGAGGUGUUUUGAUAUUUGGGUUAUGCAUUUAUUGAUGGAGGUAGACAUUCUUACUGUUGGUUCUUUCUGUGUUCUCAAACUGUGAUUAGUAUUUAAAAAUUGUGAAAUAAGUGCAUGUUAAUCAUUUAUUUAUUCUGUCCAUGACUGAAACCAAAAGUGAAUAGAAUCAAGUGCCUUGGAAAGACUUGCAGUUUUAUGUGACACUGAUUAAUAAUCCAGGUUUCUGGGGGUGAAUCCAAACAUGCGAUCUUGGAGUGCUAAGAGACUCAUAUUUUUGUUUGUUUCACCCCCAGAAACGUGGAAACCAGGUUUGAUUGAACAGGAACCUCAGUACAAAUGCUCUGUGUGAUUCUGUAAGGAAUGUCUGCCCGAUACUGUUUUUGUUCGAAUCUUGUUGUCCCAAAACUCUGAUUCACUGUGUGAAUUUUGCAGCACAGUAGUGAAACUCUAUUCAUUUUGCAGUCUAAUCUCUAUGACCACUGAACAAGCGCUUGAAGUUUGAAAUAUAAUGGGGGUCAAAUGCACAAAAUCAUUGUACAGUAACAUCACCAUUGUAGUUGCAGUUUCAGUAGCAUGAUAAUAUACCUCACUGUAACAUUCACUACCAGUACAGUAUAGCCUCGGUCUGAUCACUGAUCCUCCUAUUACCUUGGACCGUCAAAUAAAAGUUGUUCUGAAAUACUG